ACGCAUAUUGUAUCUUCGACGCACAUUGCUUAGCUUCCUCUUCAAAAUGGCGGCUGUACUAGAAGAGGUCGGCAAGUCAGCCGAAAAAUUAAUAGACGAGGAAAAAGAUGAGAUCGUAGAUCAAGAGGACGAAACUGGAGCAGCAGAAGCAUCGAAAAAGAAAAAAAAGAAGAAGAAGAAGAAGAAGGCCGGUGCUGGAGAGGCAAGUGCUGAUGUACCAGAAGGAGAUGAUAAGGCAAAGGAGGAUGAUCAAACAAAAAAUGAUGAUACAGUUGUUGAAGGGUCAACGGAAGUAAAUGACAAUGAAACUGAAACUGGAACAGAAAAUGAAGAUGCUAAGAAAAAAAAGAAGAAACGUAAAUCACGUAAUAAGGCUGGUGGGGUUAAACAACAAACUGAACGACCUUCAAUUCCUGUCUCAGAAUUAUUUCCCGAUGGAAACUUCCCUAUCGGAGAAAUAAUGGAUUACCCUCCUGCCGCUGGAAUUGACGAAAGAAGUGCUAAGAAUCGUUUUACAAGCGAAGAAGCACGUGCUUUGGACAGAAUGCAUAGCGACAUUUAUAAUGAAGCUAGACAAGCUGCAGAAGCACAUAGGCAGACAAGAAAGCAUAUUAUGAAAUGGGUUAAAUCAGGAAUGACUAUGAUAGAAAUUUGCAAUGAAUUGGAAGAUACGGCUAGAAAAUUGAUAGGAGAAGACGGAUUGAAAGCAGGAUUGGCAUUUCCAACAGGUUGCUCAAGAAAUCAUUGUGCAGCUCAUUAUACUCCUAAUGCUGGAGAUCCGACUGUUUUGGAAUACGAUGAUGUUACGAAAAUAGAUUUUGGCACACACAUCAAUGGACGUAUUAUCGAUUGUGCAUUCACCUUAGCAUUUAAUCCAAAAUAUGAUAAACUUAUUGAAGCAGUUCGCGAUGCUACUAAUACUGGAAUUAAAGCUGCUGGUAUUGAUGUUCAGCUUUGCGAUGUUGGUGCUGCUAUUCAAGAAGUUAUGGAAUCAUACGAAGUUGAAAUAGAUGGUAAAACUUAUCAGGUUAAGUCAAUCAGAAAUUUAAAUGGACAUUCAAUUGCACCUUAUCGAAUACAUGCAGGAAAAACAGUACCAAUAGUUAAAGGCGGCGAGGCCACAAGAAUGGAAGAAAAUGAAUUUUAUGCGAUUGAAACAUUUGGAUCUACCGGAAGAGGUGUCGUCCAUGAUGAUUUGGAAUGUUCUCAUUAUAUGAAAAGUUUUGAUGCCGGAUAUGUACCGCUCAGAUUACAGAGCAGCAAAUUUUUACUUAAUAUUAUAAACAAGCAUUUUGGUACUUUAGCAUUUUGUAAACGUUGGUUGGAUCGUGUCGGUUGUACCAAGUAUCAAAUGGCAUUGAAAGAUUUGUGCGAUAAAGGUGCAGUUGAAGCUUAUCCGCCACUAGUCGAUGUCAAAGGAUGUUACACUGCCCAAUUUGAGCAUACUCUUGUAUUACGUCCUACUUGCAAGGAAGUUAUUUCUCGAGGAGAUGAUUAUUAAUUCAUUCUCACUUUUACGAUUCCCUCAGAGGGCACUUAGCGUAAUCAUCGUAAAAUUAUUUCGUCAAUGUAAAAUUAGCAUUCAUCGCAAGUAAACGUACAUCAAGUAUUUUGUUACCAUCAUAAUAUUAGUAUUAUUUUUUCUUUCUUUCGUCCUUGAGAAAAAAAGAUAUUGUAAGGGGUGCUAUGAGCCUCGAUAUUGUAAAAAAAAAAAAAAAGAAAAAAAAAGAAAAAGAA
Vespa mandarinia (Asian giant hornet) is the source of this 1737-nucleotide messenger RNA. RefSeq names its product methionyl aminopeptidase und (gene und). Lineage: Eukaryota; Metazoa; Arthropoda; Insecta; Hymenoptera; Vespidae. Gene Ontology annotation, molecular function: metalloaminopeptidase activity. The record is from RefSeq and is a predicted model, not a curated record. Gene Ontology annotation, cellular component: cytoplasm. Gene Ontology annotation, biological process: proteolysis.